CAAAAAUGGUUAUUUUUGAAACCUAAAUGGUUUAAUAAUUUCUAGCGUGCAGGCCAAAAAAACCCUAAAUACAACAACAAGAAAAAUAAAUAAAAAUACCAAUUGUGCAAAAUCGAAAAGUGUUAAAAUUUAUUUAAACCAAUAACUUACGACGUAUCGUCCAAAAUUAGGAUGGCUGGGUCUGCUUUGAGACGUUUGAUGGCAGAGUAUCGUCAACUUACACUGAAUCCUCCCGAGGGAAUCAUCGCUGGUCCAGUUAGCGAGGAAAACUUCUUCGAAUGGGAAGCUCUCAUCACCGGCCCCGAAGGAACUUGCUUCGAGGGAGGGGUAUUUACAGCAAAAUUAGUUUUUCCUCCGGAUUAUCCGCUGAGUCCACCGAAGAUGCGUUUUACCUGUGAAAUGUUCCAUCCCAACAUACUGCAUUUUAUUCUUCCAGUUUUUGCCGAUGGUCGGGUUUGCAUAUCCAUAUUACACGCUCCAGGAGACGAUCCGUUAGGAUAUGAACUAUCUGCUGAACGUUGGAGUCCUGUGCAAAGCGUUGAAAAAAUUCUACUUAGCGUCGUGAGCAUGUUGGCAGAACCCAAUGAUGAAUCCGGGGCAAACGUGGAUGCAGCGAUCAUGUGGCGUGAAAAUCGAGAAGAGUUUAACAAAAUAGCGAAACGUAUCGUUAGGAAAACACUCGGGCUGCCUUCAUAAAUGUGCAUAGAAAUAAAUUAAUUUCGUUGUA
Uranotaenia lowii is the source of this 727-nucleotide messenger RNA. It is a transcript of the gene Ubc7, whose product is annotated as ubiquitin-conjugating enzyme E2 G2. The record is from RefSeq and is a predicted model, not a curated record. The coding region runs from base 172 to 696 and encodes 174 amino acids. Gene Ontology annotation, cellular component: cytosol; endoplasmic reticulum. The transcript is spliced from 6 exons. Lineage: Eukaryota; Metazoa; Arthropoda; Insecta; Diptera; Culicidae.